Lachnellula hyalina is the source of this 531-nucleotide messenger RNA. It is a transcript of the gene YBR137W, whose product is annotated as UPF0303 protein. Gene Ontology annotation, biological process: post-translational protein targeting to endoplasmic reticulum membrane. Gene Ontology annotation, cellular component: TRC complex. The transcript has 2 exons. The coding region runs from base 1 to 531 and encodes 176 amino acids. The record is from RefSeq and is a predicted model, not a curated record. Lineage: Eukaryota; Fungi; Ascomycota; Leotiomycetes; Helotiales; Lachnaceae.
AUGUCAUCUCCCAGAGCGAUAUCGAGCCCAGUGACGCCCAAGCCAAUUGAAGACCCUCCAACAGAUCUCGAAUCCAUCGCGCGCAUCGAUGCGUCUCUCGUCUUCGAACACUUCACCACCGACGAUGCAUGGGAGCUUGGCUCAGCGCUGCGCACGCGACUGCUGCCCAUCGCCACGCCCGUCGUGAUCAACAUCUCGCUCGCGAACCAGAACCAGCCGCUCUUCCACACCUGCACGCACUCCGGAGUGAUGCCGGAUAACGAUAGCUGGGUUGCGCGGAAAAGGAAGACGGUGUUGAGGUGGGGGUGCUCGACGUGGUAUAUGAAUUGCAAGUUCAAGGGCGAUGAGGUGGCGUUUAGGGAGAAGUAUGGGUUGGGGAAUAGUGCGGGGGAGUACGCUAUACAUGGUGGGGGGAUACCUAUACGUGUCACGGGCGUCGAGGGCGUUGUUGCGGUAGUUGUUGUCAGUGGACUGAAGCAACAUCAGGAUCAUGCUGUUGUUGUAGAGACCAUAAGGGAAUUGCAUAACUAG